UUUAGCGUUUAGCCUGGUUCAGCCUGGUCGAUGCCGUUUUACUUGCGUUUGCUGUUUAUUGACACAGUUCGUUAUAUUGGAAAGAGCAAAUUUCAAAAUUCGUCUGGUAUUAUGUUGCGACGAUCCAGAUAUUUUGCAAAUGAAUACUGCGCACGUGAGGAAAAGAUAGCCGAUGACCUGGUAUCAAUACAAAAUGAUAUUAACGAAAGUCAAAGUACCGCUAAAGAUAACCUGCGCAAGAUUUUGCAGCGUAUUGUUGACAAGGAACCACCUGAGCGCGCGAAAGCCGACGGUGGGCUGUACGUUGGCGCGUCCGGCAUUUCUUAUGCAUUUAUGCGACUUGCCAAUUGUACCGCCUUGGAGACUGAAACCAGCAAAAAGAAUUUGUUAUUAGCUGAAUAUUAUCUGCAUUCAUCUUUAUCGAUGGUGCAACGUCGCGAAGGACGUUCCAGUACUUCCAAUACCGGCUUCCUUCUGGGCGAUUGGGGUAUCCUAGCAAUAGGUGCAGUUCUCGCGGCUGCCCGAGGCGACAAUGAAACUGCCAAUGCACUGAUAAAGCAGUAUAUAGCUAUAGGAGAGCGCUGUAAAGAAGUAAACUUUUUGAAAUGCGGUUCGGAUGAAUUUUUCGUAGGCCGUGCCGGCUUCCUGUAUGGCGCAUUAUGGUUAAAUCGCAUGAUGAAAAGCAUCGUCGUACCAUUUGAUAUAAUGCACGAAAUUGCACAUACAAUUAUUACCUCGGGCAAAGCAUAUGUGCGAGUGCAUAAUAGUCCAUGUCCACUGAUGUAUGCAUACUAUGGUACAGAAUAUCUAGGCGCAGCUCAUGGACUGUGCGCGAUCUUACAAAUCCUUAUACAGAUGCCAUCAUUCCUCGAUAGCGACGCAGAUAUUGAUAAAACUGUGCGGACAUGCGUGGAUUAUUUGUUGAGCCUGCAAACGACAACUGGCAAUUUUCCAUGCUCCAUGGGUGAAGUAGAUCAUUCCGGACGAAGCCCCAAAGACAACGAUGACGAAUUGGUGCACUGGUGUCAUGGUGCCCCUGGCAUUGUCUACAUGAUGGCAGCGGCAUAUUUACGUUGGAAAGAUCAACGUUAUCUCGACUCGUGCAAACGUGCCAGCGAUCUUGUCUGGCGCAAAGGUCUUCUGCGUAAAGGGCCUGGGAUUUGUCACGGCGUGGCGGGCAACGGCUACGUUUUUCUGCUUCUCUACAGACUCACCGGCAAUAAACGAUAUCUCUAUCGUGCUGCUAAAUUCGCAGAUUUUAUGAAUUCGCCACAAUUUCAAGCUGAUGCACGCAUUCCCGACUCACCAUACUCACUCUACGAAGGCAUUGCCGGCACUGCCUGUUUCCUCGCCGAUCUUAUCGAACCAGACAAUGCCCAUUUUCCUUUUCAAGAUGUAUUCUAAGAGCCGAAUGGUGAAAGAAUAAUCUCUGUUUUUGCGUUAAACAUAUUUGAAUUUUAAAAAAUUGAAGAAAAUUUAUGAAAUUAAUAAUGUAAUGUGUAUUCUAUUUUUACUAGCAUCUUUAAAAUCAAUUAAUUUUAAGCUUUUACCUCUUUCGUUCUGUGAUUGUGUAAAAGAAAAAUUUAUAUAUAACUAAUAUAAUUUUAUGUAGUUUUUAUUUCAUAUGUUCUGUAUUGCUUCACAUUCUGUAUUUAUGUGACAGAUUAUUCUGAAGAUUGAGACAGAGAUAAGAAUCAACUACAUUUAUUGUUAAAAAUUAAUGAACAUAUACAGCAUAUGUUGGAUUUUUUGUAUCACAUUUAAAUUCUUCUAUUUGUCUAUUAUAUAUUAUAAAUUUGCUGUUCUAUUCCAAUACAAGAAUAUUUGUUUAUAACUAACAAGAUGCUACGAAUUGUAAAACACGGAAUCAGAUGAGCCUUAGUUUAUUCGAAAAGGGGAAUCGAAGGUUUAAAAAGUGUCAGAGCGUUUGAGUGCAUGGUCCUUUGUUUCAGAGAAAUUUGCAUGUGAAGUUUGGCAUUCGCCACGCAGUGCGUUAAGUACUAUUGCACGGUAGGUUAAAGCGUGAAGCGUGGUGGCUGAGGAGAUUAGGUGCGCGCCUUCUUUUUUAUCCUCGGCGGCCGCGUGUGUUCAAAACUUCGCAAGUUUCAAACACGCGGUCGCCGAAGACAAAAUAGAAGGCGCGCACCUAGUCUCCUCAACCACCAUGUUUCACGCUUUAACCUACCGUGCAAUAGUACUUAACUCACCGCGCGACAAAUGCUAAACUUCACAUGCAAAUUUCUCUGAAACAAAGGCUCAUGCACUCAAACGCUCUGACACUUUUUAUACCCUCGAUCCCUCCUUUCGAAUAAACUAAGGCUCAUCUGAUUUCGUGUUUUACAAUUCAUAGCAUCUCCUUGUAAGACAUACAUAUUAGCUAUCGUCCAAAAAAUGUCAAAAUAAAUAUUAUUAGUAACAUGAUACAUAUAUUAAUGUUAUAGUUGAGCA
Molecule: messenger RNA, 2448 nt
Organism: Solenopsis invicta (red fire ant)
Lineage: Eukaryota; Metazoa; Arthropoda; Insecta; Hymenoptera; Formicidae
Product: lanC-like protein 3 homolog
Exons: 3
Coding region: 31-1404 (457 amino acids)
Biological process (GO): carbohydrate metabolic process; peptide modification
Cellular component (GO): plasma membrane
Source: RefSeq, a predicted model, not a curated record